Molecule: messenger RNA, 762 nt
Organism: Truncatella angustata
Lineage: Eukaryota; Fungi; Ascomycota; Sordariomycetes; Amphisphaeriales; Sporocadaceae
Exons: 2
Coding region: 290-685 (131 amino acids)
Source: RefSeq, a predicted model, not a curated record
CAGCCAUAUCUCUUUAUUUCAUUCAGCCUAUCGGUAUCCCCUGCCGCCCGAGGUAUUGUCACCUCAUAUCGUGUCAAAUUUGCGCGUUCUGGUUUAAGUACGAAGAAGUGCCUCAAACACUUCAUCAUUUCUACUAUGAGAGGCAAUUCCAUUCGGACCUCUUCGUGUAGGGAGAUUUUCAGAUAUGCAUCCAUGCUACAAGUCCCCAACGUCUCAGCUGCCUGGAUUCAACUCAAACGAUUAGGUUCCGGGACUAUUCCUCAUAGAAAUAGGCACCCGCCACCUCAUUAUGGGCUUAAACAAAGACCAAUACCGCAUCGCACAGUACAGCCAAUGGAAUGGUCGUCCCGACGUGCAGGGCGUGACCAUCCUGAGCUUCGUACGGGAGGUUCUGAACUCCCCCAAGCUCGGCACGGCGCUGUACAAAAACAACAACAACCUGCUCUGUAGGCCGAUAGACGCGCGCGCAGCUCCACGAGUAACUGUCGAGGAGACAAAGUUAUGGUGUGAGGCUGGCUGUCCGAGUGCCGACUUAAAGCCCUAUCCCUUGACCUCGCGCAAAACGGGGGCCACGGUCUUGGACCUCGUUGCCGAUGCGACCGAGCUGGGACAUGUCAUCAAGCAGAUUGGAUAUCUGAGCGACUCCAUAUUCUACGAGUGCGCCGACGUCCUGGAUCUAGAUUGAAAUGUGUUCAAGGUUUAUAUAUCACGCGAGGGUUCGCCUAGACUCCAGGAUGUAGAGUCAUUACCAGUAUUUCAUCC